AUGACCCCUCCGUCUUACAAUAAGUUUGGCUCCCAGUCGUCGGCUUCUGGCCGCUCGAGAACCAAUUCCGAUGCUAUGGACAUCCACGUCAUAACGGAUCGGGACUUGGAUGCACGAGAACAUAAUCCUGGCUACAGCAAUUGGACGAACAAUGGUUCCCCAUCGAUAUACACCAAGAGUCCAGAAAAGCAGUACUAUGAAGAAAAUGGACGGCUGUACCAUGCGUAUCGAAAAGGAGUCUAUAUGCUACCAUGCGAUGACGAGGAGCAGGAUCGCCUCGAUCUUUUCCACAAGUUGUUCACCGAGGCGAGGGUAUCUGAUGGUCUGAUUUACGCACCUCACCCGAGAAACGGUCGAUUCUUGGAUUUGGGAUGUGGGACAGGGAUCUGGGCAAUUGACGUGGCCAACAAAUACCCCGAUGCUUUCGUUGUCGGGGUAGAUCUUGCUCCGAUCCAGCCCCCAAACCACCCCAAGAACUGCGAAUUUUACGCUCCUUUCGAUUACGAAAGCCCCUGGGCGAUGGGUGAAGACUCCUGGGACUUGAUCCACCUCCAAAUGGGCUGCGGAAGCGUAUCGAUUUCGAACCCCGUUGUGACGACCGAUCCUUGGGACGGACUGGCGCUUCGCGAAUGGUACCAAUACUUGAAACGAGCAACCCAGGAGACCAUGCGACCAAUCGCCCACAACUCCCGGGAAACCAUCAAAGAUUUGCAGGACGCCGGCUUCACUGAGAUCGAUCAUCAGAUGGUUGGAUUGCCCUUGAAUCCUUGGCACCAGGACGAGCACGAGAAAAUGGUCGCACGUUGGUACCAUCUCGCCAUUACGGAGAGUAUCGAAACCCUCAGUCUGGCCCCGUUUAGCCGGGUUUUCGGUUGGGAUAGGGAAAAAAUCCGGCGUAUCGCGUCUGAGGUCAGGUCGGAGGCUUUCAACAAGGACAUCCAUGCCUAUAACAUUUUACAUAUCUACCAAGCUCGGAAGCCUCCUGUCAACUGA
Aspergillus terreus NIH2624 is the source of this 993-nucleotide messenger RNA. RefSeq lists its product as uncharacterized. The transcript has 3 exons. The record is from RefSeq and is a predicted model, not a curated record. The coding region runs from base 1 to 993 and encodes 330 amino acids. NCBI's taxonomy places the organism in Eukaryota, Fungi, Ascomycota, Eurotiomycetes, Eurotiales, Aspergillaceae.